AUCGGACGUGACUCAUUUCCCUUAACACAGGAAGAAGACGCGUUGACAUAGAGCUGCUGUUUGCGGUUGUUCAUACGUUAGCGUCCUGAUAUUAUUUUACAAAAAAAAAAAAUACAAAAAUAAAAGAAAGUAGAGUGUAAGUUGCAGUUUGACUAAACUAGCAUGCGAAAUCUAGCUUGCAAACUUAACGCUUUAUCUGUGAGAGCGCAGGCCAUGUAGAGUGUGAUGAUAGGCUGUAGCUGAAGGCUUUUAGCUUUCACUGUUCUUCCGCCACGCAUGGCACAAAUGUCUUAUUUUAAUCAUUGUUAAGGCUUAAAAUAAUCCAAACCGAAUCACGGAUCACUGUUCAUGUGAAUAAAGAGACCAUUAGCUGGAUUUAUUCAUUCGGAAAGCCAGUGACAAGCAAGUUAAAUCGCUUUAUUUCAAGUUAGCAUGAAAUAAAUACUAGGCAAAGGGACUGGAUGAAGUUUUUCGGCUCCACAUUAACACAUAGACAUUGCUGUGUUCGGUUCAUGAGGUGACACACAGAGUCCCUCAUUCAAUUAGGUCGAGACAAUGCUGCGAUUAGAGGACGUGGCUAAUGUGUUGCUCAGGGUGCCCAGUCUGUUAGUCCUGGAUUUGCUUUACAAAUGCGACAUCGAGAGCUUCACACAUCACAUCAGGGCGAGCAGCGAGGACAUGCUCUUCAAAUACAAAUACCUCCUCUGGAACAUUUACUACUUAGGUCACUUUGUGAGCACCGUGGUGCUGUUACUGCCUCUCGGUCACAUAGUUCAACUUUACCUGCAUGUCCUCACUGCGCUUCUGCUCUACAUGGGACAUCAGAUGUCCAGGGAAUAUGUUGUGGGUGAGAGUCAAUACAGGUAUGAUGGAACACUCUUCCUGCAUCCACCAGCCUUGACCCGUUUUGUGAGGGCACUUACAUGUCAGAUUAUUGUUGCCACUCUGUGUGCAUUCCUCAUGCGCACUCGCCGUGUAUGGCUGUUCUCAGCACACUUGCUCCCACUGUUUGGACGGGUGUGUUUAGUUUCUCAAAACAAUGCCCUGACACUCACUACUGUUUCCAUGGGGAUAACUGCAGCAGAGGUUGCCGUCUUCCUCCUCAUGAAUCUGUUUGUGCCAUAUAGAUUGGCCAGGGCCACUUAUCAGCAAAUAGCACAAAUAGAGGUGACUGAUUUGUACCGGCUGUUAGCAGUGGGCAUGUCUUUCUGGCAUCAUUUUGCUGUGCCUAUGUUAUUCAGUGCAUUCUGGUUUGUACUAUUUGGAGUUCAGCUUGUCUCCAAUGUUGGCAGCUCCUCUGCCAUCCAAGAGGGGCUGCUGCUCUACCUCCUCACCAGUGUGUCUGAGUGCUGUGCUAGUCCUUAUUCUCUACUGGGUUUGACAUUUGUGGUUUCUUAUUUGGCAUUGGGCCUCCUGAAUCUCUGCAAAUUCUGCCUGGGAGGAUUCACAGCACUGCAGAACCACAAUGUCAUGCACAGGGGUGUUACAGAAGGUGUGACUCUGUUGUUGUUGGCACUGCAGACUGGCUUGUUGGACUUGCCAGCAUUGCAGCGCUGCUUCCUCCUCUUUAUCAUACUCUUCAUCGUCCUCACUUCCACACUUCAGAGCAUGAGUGAGAUCACUGAGCCCAUCGUGCUAGGACUUGGGGCCAGUAGAAACAGGUGUGUGUGGAAGCAUGUGCGGGGCCUGAGCAUGUGUGUGUUCCUGCUGCUGUUUCCUGGCUUCAUGGCAUUUAAGAUAUCCCAGUUCUUCCACAUGGAUUUCUGGCUUCUCAUCCUGGUUUCCAGCUGUAUGCUUACAUCACUGCAGGUCACAGGGACCCUACUAAUCUACUGUCUGUUCAUGUUGGAGGUGUGGCGUGGUGCAGCCCUGCCCAGCCUCGAUGAGGUGGUGUAUUACGUGAACGCCAUGUGCAGGGCACUGGAGUUUGCUGUGGCACUGUGUGUGGUUGCGUACGGGGCAUGGGAGUCACUGUGGGGUGAGUGGAGCUGGAUAGGGGCAUCAGUUAUCAUCAUCCACUCCUACUGCAACGUGUGGCUACGUGCCCAGGCUGGAUGGAAGAGCUUCUUGCUUAGGCAGGAAGCUGCACGAAAGAUCAACUCGCUCCCACGGGCAAGUGCUGAACAGCUGCAGGAACACAGUGAUGUCUGUGCCAUAUGUUUCCAGGAUAUGACUUCUGCUGUGAUCACCUACUGUGGUCAUUUUUUCCAUGGAAACUGUCUUAGAAAGUGGCUAUAUGUUCAGGAAACUUGCCCUAUGUGUCACACUCCUAUCAAACCAUCCACAUCCAUCCCAACACCUGCUGCUGGUGAUGCCCAGCCAAACCCCGUACAGACCCAACCCCACCCACCACAGCAAGAGCCAGCUGCUGAAGGGGAGCAAGCUCCAGUGCAAGAUGAAUUCCAUUUACCAGAUAAGCAAUCUGUGUCUGAGGCACUAUCCAAAAGACAGGGUCUAUUAAACUGUGGUGCCAGUGGAGACUCUGCUGGUCCUAGCUGCUCAUUAGGAUCAGGUCCCUGCACCGAGAGGGACUGGGAAUCUGAGCAGAGGACUAACCAGCCCAGAGAGGCCAAUUCAGCUCUGGACUCAGACAGAGAACCAUGACUGUGCCACUCGGUCUUUCAGUGGUAUUUAUGGAGCCAAAAAAAAACAAGGAAAAUUGGAUCACUAGAACACAAUAGAGAGCCAGUAGGUCACUGCCUCUCUGAAAUCUGAGUAACAAAGACAACAACCCAGUUUUCUGGUGGAAUGAAGCUACUUCUAAUCCUCUCAAGCAUGUGUUGGUAUCUUCUUAUCACAGCACUUCUUCAGGCAAUACAAAAUGUCAUGUUUGUUAUGGCUACAAUUUUGUUGCAAAUGUUGUGAGGAUGAUUGUCCUUUAAAGAAGGGUAAAAAUGAAGUUGACAUUAUUUUUGCUGUCUCUUUUUAAAGCAAUGUAUAAUGACUGGAGAAUUGAGCUUAUCCUGCUUUCCUUAAAAAAAAUCAUUUGUCCUAUUUCAAUACAAAUCACAAAUCUUCUAUAUGUUGGGGUCAAAAAUGCAGGAAAUGUUAGAGAAAAGCUCUGUGUAGAGCACAUAAAUAUCAGACAGUUCAUCAAAGUUCUGUUUCACUCAGCCAUCCUUUUCACCAUGUCACUUUGUGCAAAGCAUCCUGAAAUCAAGUAUAUAUUUUUGUUUAUUAAAUAGUUGUUUAAUUAU
This is a messenger RNA of Hemibagrus wyckioides, 3197 nucleotides long. Its product is annotated as RING finger protein 145. NCBI's taxonomy places the organism in Eukaryota, Metazoa, Chordata, Actinopteri, Siluriformes, Bagridae. The transcript has 10 exons. Gene Ontology annotation, molecular function: ubiquitin protein ligase activity; zinc ion binding. The record is from RefSeq and is a predicted model, not a curated record. Gene Ontology annotation, cellular component: endoplasmic reticulum; endomembrane system. Bases 556 to 2604 code for a protein of 682 amino acids.